AAGGUUAAGUAAGUUAAGCUCUCCCCCCGAAAGUUGCACUGCGAAAGCUUUUGUUUUGGAAAAUUGCACGAACUGCACGAAGUAUUCUCGGGCAGCCAGCAGAAUCAGACGAUCGAGAGUUUUAGAGCGUGCCCUGCUUUAAUUUAGUUUGAUCUUUACUUCAUGGUUUUACCCUGCCGGAGUUCGCAACGAUAAGAUGUUCCUGGGGCGCCGCUGAAUUUCGGAAAGUCCAUUCACCUUUGUCUGACAUCUUUGUCCCAGUAAUCAAAUGGAUUCCUGACGAUUCAUCCGAAACCUUUGAUGUUCCUUCAUUUUCAUCGGAGACAAAUCACUAUGACCAUAUUUUCUUCAUUGUGAAAGAUACCAUCAGACUAUUGCAAGCAUGCCAUCAAAGAAGUCUCAUUCGUUAUCUCCGGACUCGCCCCGAGCACAAACAGACUUUGACAACCACAAAUUCAGUGACGGCUGCUCCUCUCUCUCAUCCAGUAUAUCAUCAAAUGGAUUCGAUAUCUGUCGAAUUUGUCACUGCGAAGGAGAUGCAGAGGUGCCUCUCAUCACUCCGUGUUACUGUGCUGGAUCCCUACGAUUUGUUCAUCAAGCUUGUCUUCAACAGUGGAUCAAGUCCUCAAAUACUCGAAACUGUGAACUCUGCAAGUUUCAGUUCAUCAUGCACACUAAAACAAAACCAUUCACUGAGUGGGAGCAGUUGGACAUGUCUGGCCUAGAGCGGCGCAAACUUUUCUGUGCUGUCUUAUUCCAUGCGGUAGCAUUGACGUGUGUUGUGUGGUCCUCGUACGUCCUCAUCGAUCGAACAGUUGAAGAAGUUCGAAACGGUGUCCUUGAGUGGCCCCUCUGGACAAAGCUGAUUGUUGUCUCCAUUGGCAUCACAGGUGGUGUCAUUUUCAUGUACAUCCAGUGCAAAGCUUACAUCCAAAUAUGUCAGCGGUGGAAAGCCUACAAUAGGGUGAUCUACGUACAAGACGCUCCACCAAGGCUACCGACUGUACCAGCCUUAGGAGUCGUCCCUGUUUCUUCCAUCACUGCUGGAUCAUCGCGUUUGACGGAUGGAGGAAACAGUGAUCUUUUAACAAGGCCCUUGUUUGAUUGUCAAUGGAAACCGUACCAAGAUAAUUUUGAUUGCCCAACUCACCGCCACGGUGCUGCCGAAGGAGAAGCAACCAAUAUUGAUUUUAAAGGCGUCCGGAAUGUUCGGAUUUUCUUUGAUAAUGACAAUGGCAUCCAUCUGAGCAAAGGGGAUGAUUGCAUCAAUGUCAAUGUGAAUGACACUUAUGCAGCAACCAGCAGCAACAAUAAAUCCGUAAGCUUAGACACGAGCAAAGAGGGAGAACACGGUGGGCUAUCCUGGCGUAUUGAGAUCAACAAAACGGCCAAAAGCAACGCAGAAAACGCUCAAAAUACAAUUGAUAACUAUGACAGAGUACUCCCACCUGUGGAUGCCAAUGAUUCCAGGGAUGUCUCGAAAACUCAUAUCAUUUCCCCGGAAGCCAGUGCGGUUAGGAAUGGAACGGAAAGUUCAAGCGCAGGAGAGCUGCCUGUUCUAAAAUUACUGAUUAAAAUCGCAGACAUAGUCAUUCAGUUUGGGGGGCAAGCCGCUGGUGGCGCAUCUGCCAGUGACCCAGCGACCGGUGAAAAAGCGGUCAGCAGUGAUGCCAAAGCAACUGGCUGUGAUGGAAAGUCUGUCAACAUUCAAAUUGACAACCCUAGUGAAGCUACCGAUCCUUCUGACCAAACCCCUUUCAUCAUCGACCUGACAUCACAGUUAGAACAGCAGGUCAGUAAAGUGAGCAAAGGUAGCGGGAACGUAAAUCCGGUGAAAAUAAGGUUCGAUUUUGGUGCUGAAGCUAAUGGCUCCGGUGGGGAAAGCGACAGCGACUUGACCGUCAACAAAGCCUCUACCAAAUUGCUUCCUAGUUCUGAGCUCAAAAAGAGCAAGUUCCAAGAACCUUUUUCUAGUUAUGUAUCCUACCCGCCAAGUUUAGAAUCAGAUUUUAAAAAUGACUCUGACGGACAAAUCUCAUUGAAUGAGUCCAAUGAUUCGUGCACUCAGCUAUUGCUGAAGCAUUCUGAUGAUAAUGCGGUUUUGACCAAAGUUUGAUCAAUUUCUAGGUUAUGUGUUGACUUUUCGUCCAUCUUGUCAGUCAGCAUUGUAACUCCACGACUUUGCGUAUAUAUUUAAGUUCCUUCCCAGCAUAGAAAUGGUUAAAAAAAAUCAAGGAAUUUUGGGAGCAUAAUUGGUAAGUGAUCAGAGCAAAUGAAUGCUGUAUCAAUUUCAUGCACUUUUUAUGGUAAACUUUCCGUAAAUGAUGAGUCAGUAAGCAUAUAACUUAUUUGCAAGGAAUGCACUGCAAGUUGAAUGACACAAAUGUUUCUAUGUUGCCAAAAUACUUUCCCCUCUUCUUGAACUGUCCAAUGUUUUGUUUGGUUACUUCUUCCUUAUUUUUUAACUGUAAAAUGUUGUGCAUUAUCUUUCUCUUAAUCACAUAUUACAAGUUAGCUCCUCUCUCUUUUUUAAUUGUUUAUGUUAUAUCUCUACUUUUUUUUUCGUAGUUUUAAAAAUGGUGCUGGAAGCACUUGCAACUAUUGCAGUCAGAAAACUUGGUUUCAUUUUCUGGGAAACAAAUUCUAUUACUUUUUGUAUAAACACGGGAUGACAAUGACGGCAAAAAGUCAUUUCUUGAUUUUUUUUGCCAUUUUUUACUACUCGUCAAGAUUUAAAAAAUCUAACUCUUCCAGCUCUUCCUCGCCAUUUUGGAGCUUCAAGCUUGACUGAUCAGAUGGACAUCGUUUUGCUUUGUAUCAAAUUAUUUUGCUCGCUUAAAUUAGUUUAAAAUUUUGAUCGAUUUUAGAGACUGAUUAUUUUACGCCCGUUGACACUUUUUUGACCGUUCAUUACUCAGGCUGCAAUGCAAAUGUUAAUUCAAAAAUCAACUAUCAAUUCUCAUAUCUUUCAAGUUUCACCUAUUGUAUAGGAGUUAAAAUGAGGUUUUAUAGAAUUUUGAUUUCUUUCAUUUCUUUUUUAAAAAAUAAGUAUUUUUUUCUGCUGGUUCAUACAUAAUCUUCAUUUAACUUCAUUAAGCCCAAACCAUAAGUUACCAUCAGGGUGUCCAUUGAUUGGAAACUUAGGGGUAAGUCUAUGUAUAGAUAGAGAAUAGUCUUGGAUCGUUAAUCUUCAGUGAAGGCCUGGAUUGAUGAAAAUUUCGAAUUUUGUCUAUGUCAAGCAAGGCAACUAUCGAAGAAAUUAUGUGAUUCUUGCAACCGAAGGUGAAAGACGGUUUAUUUUAACCUAGUUAUAUCAUUAUUAUUGUAUAUCCAUUUGCAAACUUCCAUUAUCAGCCUAUGGCUUAAAAAAAAGUUUUUCAAUUAACUAUUUCGUGCAAUACCCAUUACUUCUACAAAGAAGGCUUUGAUAAUCUGUCCAAAUGCUUUAAACAUCUUUGCGCCCCUGUAUCAAUCAUGUUAGUUCUGAUAGGAAUGGUCUCAGUCGUGGACAGCACAAAUUCUUGAAUUUUGCAGCGAUUUAGAGUCAACUGUCUGUGUUAUUUUCUUUAUCCGUAGUUCAUUAUUUUCCUGA
Messenger RNA from Bemisia tabaci, 3592 nucleotides. RefSeq lists its product as uncharacterized. Lineage: Eukaryota; Metazoa; Arthropoda; Insecta; Hemiptera; Aleyrodidae. Gene Ontology annotation, molecular function: zinc ion binding. The record is from RefSeq and is a predicted model, not a curated record.